ACCUAUCUCCUCCUUUCUUUUUCUCUUUUGUUGGUUUUGAGGAAGGAAAGAAACAAAAUUGGAGAUUUUCUACCAAAGAAGAAAGAUGGGUUUUGGACUCUCAUCUUGGAGCCUCUUCCUUCAUAUUUUAAUCGCUUGCAAUCUGCAUGUCAUCCAGUUUGCUCAUGGAAGUCAUGGAGCCAGGGAAUUGACCAACAAACACCAUGAAGAUCAGCUUCUAGAUCAUAUAAGAUUAUAUGAUGAUCCUGCUAAGCAAGGCCAUGUUCAUGGUCAUCCUUCAUCCCACAUGGAUCACAUGGACCACAUGGACCCUUCCUCAAUGAUCUUCUUCACCAUGGAGGAUCUAAAGGUAGGAAAAACAAUGCCCAUCUAUUUCCCAAAGAGAGAUCCUGCAACUUCUCCUCACUUUUUGCCUAGAGAAGAAGCUGACUCAAUUCCCUUCUCACUAAAACAACUCCCACACCUUCUUGAAUUCUUCUCUUUCUCCCCAGACUCUCCCCAAGCCAAAGCCAUAGAAGAUACACUAAGACAUUGUGAGAGUGAACCCAUCAAAGGGGAGACAAAAUUAUGUGCCACCUCCAUGGAAUCCAUGCUUGAUUUUGCUGCUGCAGUACUGGGGAGAUUUCAUGAGCACCAUGAUUUCCAAGUUCUAACCACUUCCCACCUCACAAAAUCAACCACCCUUUUCCAGAACUACACCAUCCUGAAAAUUCCUGGGGAGAUUUCAGCUCCCAAGAUGGUAUCAUGUCAUACCAUGCCCUACCCUUAUGCAAUUUUCUACUGUCACAGCCAAGAAAGUCAGAACAAGGUGUUUAAGGUUACUCUUGGCGGUGAGAAUGGAGAUAGGGUGGAAGCCAUUGCUGUUUGCCACACGGAUACCUCUCAGUGGAGCCCUGAUCAUGUCUCCUUUCGUGUGCUUGGGGUUCUGCCAGGGACCUCCAGCGUGUGCCAUUUCUUCCCAGCAGAUAACCUUGUGUGGGUUCCAACAACUCUGUCCAUUUAGUAAUUAUGUAUUGCAAUGUAAUCGUUGAAGUUUCUGUUCUAAUAAAUGUCGUUUCAUGAAAUUUAUGUAAAUAUUUUUGUAGUUUGCAGUGUAUCAAUGAAGAAUGUGGUGUUG
This is a messenger RNA of Corylus avellana, 1117 nucleotides long. Its product is annotated as BURP domain-containing protein BNM2A. The record is from RefSeq and is a predicted model, not a curated record. Lineage: Eukaryota; Viridiplantae; Streptophyta; Magnoliopsida; Fagales; Betulaceae.